GUUAUGUUUAGCGAAUUGUAUUUCACCGAAUGCUUUGAAAGAUAUAUCAUAAAACAAACCAAGAAAACAAAUACUAACCAGUUUAAUGCAUUAGCUUAUCUAAAAUACUGAGUUCUAGCUAUCAGCUUGCGCUGUUAACAUAUUAUCACAUUUUUUCUUUAGCUACAGGUAGCCGUGUUUAUAUUAGUUAAUGCAGAUGACCUGUAUUAUGUGUCAAAUUAAAAGCUUGUUCUCCGCUCUGGAAUUUUUAUGUUUCUCAUGUGUUAUUGCAUCUUACAAUGUCACCGAUGAUAUUAUAUUUGACUUCAAAUGGCUAGGAAACUCUAAACAACCUGGGGAGAAGAGCGAUGUUGUGAAAAUAAGAACAAUAAUUGGAGAGGAUUACGAAUGCGUCAUACCUACGUUAUUCCAUAACAUAGAAGAAAACGAGGCUAAAAACUCAGAUUCAGUUGAUGAAGAAACUCUACUACAGCCUUUGUUUACGGAGCAACCGUGUAACGUCAGAUCAGAAGCAUAUUGGAGUUAUGAGCUUUGUCAUAAUCGAUAUAUAAAACAGUUUCAUGAGGAAAAGAAAUUGGAAAAGAAUCCUCCCGUUCAAGAAUUUUAUCUGGGACAUUAUUAUCCUGAUCCUAAAAUGAAAAAAGAACGACCAAGCAAAGACAAUCCGCCAAAAACAGUUACUCUUGGGGAACAUUCUUACCCUUACUAUGGAAUCAGCUAUGUUGACGGAACUUUGUGUGAUCUAAACCAGGAGCAUCGUACAGCAACUGUUAUGUAUAUAUGUCAUGAAAGUGUCACUGGACAAAUCGUUGAUGUAUCUGAAAUCCGAACGUGUCAGUAUCAGAUGGUUUUCGCCACGAAGUUUCUAUGUUCAAACCCUCUCUAUAAGCAAAAGCGCGCCCAUACCAAUCCAAUUUCAUGUCACUCAAAAAACAGUUCACCGAGUAAACCGUCGGCAUUAGUUGCUAUGGAAGCAGAGCGGAAAAAGUUUCAAUCUCGUAGCUUUACUGACCUAGCUGCUAUUCUUAGCAAUGCUUUUAAAUCGAAGGUUAAGAUCAGUGCAAAACAUGGUAAAGAUGUGGUUUUUUAUCAAGUCAAUCCGGCUGAAGAUCCUAAUGAUGAAAGCACCUCUACAAUCGAUAAUACACAAAUUAAUGUCAAUGAUGACACUAAAAAUAGUCACGAUAGUUCAAGUUUUUCUGAUUUAGAUUUUGUAAAUCAAGUGGCUUCCAGCUUGAAAACACCAUCAUCAUUAACAUCAUCCACAAUUAACCCAUCUAUAAUGAAAUCUGUUGAUGAUAAUCAAGUUAUGGAAUUUCUUCAAGGAAAACUUUGUUUAACUGGUAAUUUAGGAUGGUGGACAUAUGAAAUAUGCUUUAACAAGUUUGUAAGACAAUAUCAUUUGGAUGCAAAUACAAAACAACUUCAAGAAAUUCGUCUUGGCAAUUGGGAUUUAGACAAUCAUGUAAAAUGGUUUGAAGAGAAUAAUUUAAAAAAACAAAAGUCUUCUGGUAGUUCUAAUAGACAAAUUUCAUUGUACUAUGGUCGAGGUGAUUUGUGUACAGAAACUAACAAACUUCGAGAAGUUGUGGUAAAGAUAAAGUUUAUAUAAGUGGAAGAGGAAAUAGAAAGCACACAUCAUCCAUGGACAAGGAAUAAUGAUCAUGGUGAAAAUAGAUUAUUAACAUGAAGAAGGUUGAAUAGAUCGAAGUUUUACGUUGUCUCCGAAUAAUUGCUGACACCCAGUGGCAGCACCAUGUUAGUAAUGCUCAGGUUCGGCAUCGUGUUCCGGGCGCAGAGACGGUAAUCUAAUUGGUGUCACCAUCUUGAAACAUCAGAGAAUAACAGAGUUAAAUAAGUCAAAUACAUGAAUGGAUUUUGAAUUCGUAUAUUUCAUUCAAUCGUUGAUCCAAACAGAUGACCACAGGAACGUAGCGGAACGGAUUGAAAAAGGCAUGUCAACCAACUCGUUUUGACCAAGCUUGAUUCAAUAUUUAUAUUCAGGCAAAAAAUAAGUCACAGACACGUAAUGAAGAGAUUAAGUAAUUAACACGAUCAUAUAAAAACAGUCACGGCUUAUAGACGAAUAAGUCACAAGGUCAAAAUACAGCUUGAAUAGAAUGAAUAAAUUGAACUGUCCAGAAGCUAAAAUAACCUAUGUGGGCUUGACAUAGUACCAAACCCUAGAUACAUCCUAUAACCUUUUGUUUGUUAUCUAGUGGAAACAAAAAUACAGUAUUCACAUAUUAAUAUCAUAACUUUGAAAAGUAAAAUAUUCUUUGUUUCUAUGUAUGUGUAUGAUGUACAUCUUCUCAAUUUUCUUGUUUCGGAAUAAUUUCUAGAUGUUUACAUUCAACAAGUAAAGAUAUUUUCUUGUCAUUCUCUGAGCCUACAAAGUGUGUAUAUUCAAUGUCGGUUGAAAGUGCUAUGUUUUGUGAUUUAAUUCCAUUAGCUAAUGAAAAUGAUAUUCUACCAUUAGAUAAAGUUUAAUUUAAAUUAUUUGAAUUAUUAUGGAUGCUGUUAAAAUGGUUCUUUCUUUCUAUUUUUAACAAAAAGACUGUCCUUGGUGUUAUUAUUAUUAUCAUACUGUUUUUUUAUAUUUUUUCUUUAUUUUUUUUGGAAAACUUGUAGAUUCUAGUAUCCAUCUGGAUGUAUAGCCAUGUACUCCAUACACACACACACACACCUGCCUUUACACUUUUCUUUAUUCUUUUUUAUCCAUCAGCUUUUCCAUUAUUCAUCUUGUUCUAUUUUGAAGUUGUACCCAUGAAUCCUCUCUUUUUUUUAAAAAAAAAAUUGACAACAUACUAUAACCUAAGAGCUUUCAUUCAUUUCACUUCUUUUAAUUAACAUGACAUAUUUUUCUUUAGUAGUGGUUGUCUUUUUUCUUCUUUAUCAGCAAUUUUCCAUUGUAAAGGUUGAUAUUAUUGGUUUGCUAUAGCCAGACUCAACUUUGCUGUGUUUCCUAUUCAAAUAUGUUGACAAUUAAAAAAUUAUAGUCUUUAUAUAUGUUCU
Schistosoma rodhaini is the source of this 3015-nucleotide messenger RNA. The record is from the annotation of a GenBank genome assembly. NCBI's taxonomy places the organism in Eukaryota, Metazoa, Platyhelminthes, Trematoda, Strigeidida, Schistosomatidae.